CCCCCAAGUGCCUGGUGAUAAUAUGCUUAUGUUAUUGGACCUGAUAAACUAUCUGAGCUAUUCAGAAGUCAACAACUGUUCCCUGAUGUUAGGAGAGAGACGGAGAUAAUUCAGUAUCAGUCUUCUAUCUCACUCUGAGAGAAACUUGUCUACUCAAACAUAACAACUGUUGCCAGUGCCAUGAGUUUCAUUCAUAAACAUAAUUAUUGUGUUUGUUUUACUUAAGUGUAAAAACUUCAGUUUGUGUACCUGUUACCACAUCAAAGUGUUUGUGACAAGUGAUAGUGUGGAUAUUUCACUAUUUAUUUUCCAAAAUGGUGGAAGGGAGCAAAAAUAUGGUGUUUUAUCAACCCUAUAAGUACAGCUCUAUGACAAGUCUGCAAGGUUCAGGCAAAAUGCACGGGGCUCGCCGUGUGAUUGCUUUCUGCUUUAUGACAGCAGUACUCCCUACAAUCUUGCUGAUUAUUCCUCUCUACCUCCGGCACAGUGUGUAUGUCGAUGUUAUAUAUGCAGUUGCGGAAUCAGAUGUUGUGGAAAUGGGUAAUGGGAUAUCAACUAUCUUUUGUCAGGAGCAUUCCCUGAGGAUGAAUUCAACAUUCAGUGCCUUUCAAAUGUCAGGAGUGCCCGAAAUAUCAACAACUAAUCGAAAACAUCUUCAAUUAAAAAAAAGUAUGACAUUACCAGACGACACAUUGGAGUAUUGGGGUUUCUACCUUCCUAGUGGAUCAACUGUCAACCUCUCUGUUUGUGCAAGGUACGAUGGGGCCCACAUCCUGGUAGUGAGUGGUGACAAGAUCCUGCACACUUGUGGUCCAAUCAAACCUGGGGCUCAGACUCCUCAUAUGGCCCAGGGAAGGGGACAGGUUGUGGUGACCUAUGAAGGAGCUGCUCAAGAGAUUAUACACUCCGACUCCUCGGCUUACAAGACAGAGUACAGACCAUUCAAAGGACAAAAAAACGAAGAGAGUGAAAACCACGGGGGAGAAGUGGAAGACGAGUUUGAGACAGGACGUCUAGGUACAACAGGUGAGCCUAUUGCGAAAAUUAGGAAACAGAGACAUCAAAAGGCUAGGAGAAAACACAAUGAACUUGAUGCUGACGUGUAUGAGGAUGACACAAAAAUCCGAAAAAGGUCCUUGGAAAAUCUAUUAAAUUAUAAUGAUCGAGAGAGUUAUUUGAGGAGGAAAAGAAGAGCGGAGGCCGUACCUAAGAUUAAGCUGGAUGGAGGUAUUGCCCAUGGAGGUGAUGCCAUCAACUUCACUAAGAAAGAAAACGACUCGUCAAUCUCGAGUUUUGAACAGAACCUGCUCACUUGCCAUGACGGAAGGAUUCUGUUGCAUAAAGAGUUCUCACCGUCAGAACUCUGCACAAGCUUCAACUACUUGGAAAACAACCAUUCCCAUCUACAAACCACCCAUCAAGUCGUCAAGAACGGGUACUACUAUUACAUAUUUUACAGUGAUAAUGAUUUCAGAGACAACUCUAUACAUGCCAUAUUCGAUAUUUACAAACCUACUUAUCAAUAUGUCAACUAUUCUAAGGGAUGUAUUAACGUCACUGAGUGCAGAUUUCCAAUCGGUAUGUUCUCUGAUGAUAUGGUCGUGGUGGAAGUCCCGACAAGAGACGGAAUAGAACAUGAAUCUGAUGAUAUAACUCACCUUAUUUCAACAUGCCAUCCAAGAACAGCUGUUUACGCUAUUUUUCCUGUAACUGUUCUUUUCCUUAUCUUAGGCUGUGCUUUCUUAUAGGCCAUAAAAAGACUGAAUAUUACAUUUGAGUUGGCUAAUAGAUCUUGUAAAACUGUAAGGUAAACAGGGAAUACUUUUCAAAUUCCACGUGUUUAGGGUAAAGCCGAUUCAAGGCAAUGCCUAGAAUCUUUUAUGGGUAGUGAUGCUAAAAUUAGAAUAUUGGCUUGUGCAUGAAAACUGUCAUAAAUUAAUGAUCAAUAGAUUCUAUUAUAUGUCUAACUUUGUAACUGAACAUUCUUGAAAUUAAGACACAAACACGCCUUGACAUUAUUUAUUAUUACGUAAAAUAGACAAUUGAGAAUUUUAUUUAACACGAGUGACGAUAAUUGGGGUGUUUGUGCAACUAUUCUUUCAAUAAUGUGCAUUUUACCUAACAUACAGAAUGUUUUUCAUUAUUUUUCUCCAGAAAAUUUCUAUUAUUUGCAUAUAAUUUGAUUACUUUGUUGCUUCGAGACUCAACCAAGGCCCCACUAGAAAAACAGGCCAUGCUUAUGCUGCAGCGCAACACAAUGUCACAGUGGUGGAUAGUUAUACUAAAGUUGCUACGGAUUCUGCAAAAUGGCCUGUUUUUCUAGUGGGGGCUUGACUCAACCUACUUAUCACAUCUUAAAGUUACAAUAUCAAAUGUAGUUUGAAUUAAUUUGUAUAAGGAAAGCAUUGUUGACAGUUCAUUGGAGAUGUGACUUGGAAAGAGUAUGGUAAGCAGAUAAGACUAUUUUCCCAUCAUCCAUUUUUUAGUGAUGGUGUGGUCUUCAAUGGAUAUCAGCACAGAAAACAUACUACUAUAACCCAGAAUGCCAACCGCAUGGUAAAAAGCAU
Molecule: messenger RNA, 2567 nt
Organism: Macrosteles quadrilineatus (aster leafhopper)
Lineage: Eukaryota; Metazoa; Arthropoda; Insecta; Hemiptera; Cicadellidae
Exons: 5
Coding region: 315-1748 (477 amino acids)
Source: RefSeq, a predicted model, not a curated record